This is a messenger RNA of Zygotorulaspora mrakii, 546 nucleotides long. It is a transcript of the gene TMA20, whose product is annotated as translation machinery-associated protein 20. Bases 1 to 546 code for a protein of 181 amino acids. The transcript is spliced from 2 exons. The record is from RefSeq and is a predicted model, not a curated record. Gene Ontology annotation, molecular function: RNA binding. NCBI's taxonomy places the organism in Eukaryota, Fungi, Ascomycota, Saccharomycetes, Saccharomycetales, Saccharomycetaceae. Gene Ontology annotation, biological process: formation of translation preinitiation complex.
AUGUUCAGAAAAUUUACGAAGGAAGAUGUCCACUCAAGAUCGAAGGUGAAAUCUUCGAUGCAGAGAACUUUGAAAGCAAAACUUGUGAGGCAGUACCCAAAAUUGGAGGAUGUCAUUGAUGAAUUAAUACCUAAAAAAAGUCAAAUUGAACUGAUAAAGUGUGAAGAUAAAAUUCAAUUGUACACUGUUGAUGGCGAAGUGUUUUUCUUCCAAAAAUUUGACGAACUGAUUCCUAGCUUGAAACUCGUUCACAAAUUUCCGGAUGCUUACCCAACUGUCCAGGUUGACAGAGGUGCAAUCAAAUUUGUUCUAUCUGGCGCUAACAUAAUGUGUCCAGGUUUAACGUCAGCUGGGGCGAAACUCCCACCCGCUCCUGGAUACGAAAAUGACACUAUUGUUGUAAUCAAUGCGGAAAAUAAGGUGAGCGCCAUGGCAGUAGGAAAGUUGAUGAUGAGUACAGAGGAAAUAAAGUCUAUCAACAAAGGGCACGGAGUCGAAAUGAUUCAUCAUUUGGAUGAUCCUUUAUGGAACUUUACCGUAGAAUAA